AUGAAAACCUACAAGCAGCUGAACCCGAUUGGCUGGGAGGUUAUCUUGGAGAAUAUGGACACGAAUUUCAGAAUCAAGCUCAACAAACAUCCCAAACUCGCCGCAGUCAACAAACGGGUCCCACUCCAUAUCAACAAGCUCGAACUCUUUUCUCGUGGUUUUAUUGUAGAUGGGACCAACUACUCAGUUUUUGAUGUAGUUUAUGGGAAAGUGUGUUUUGCAAUAAACUACAAAACUGUCGAGCAAACGGAGCGAAAGGAGGAAAUGGAGAAGUAUAAUGCGUUUCUGAUUUCAAAACUACUUGCCGGGAAAGUGAAUGUUAUGCGGUGUGUGUUGUAUCCAAUGGACUUCUUGCCAGCGUCAGGACCAAUUUUCACAAUUCAGGAAUUGAUCUUUCAAGGGUACAAAGGAUCCAAAGAAACUCUUGUCCCCUUCCAGGCCCUUGUAUCUCAAGAAUCUUUGCCACUGUCCAAAAUACUAGUGAAUUGA
Molecule: messenger RNA, 489 nt
Organism: Caenorhabditis briggsae
Lineage: Eukaryota; Metazoa; Nematoda; Chromadorea; Rhabditida; Rhabditidae
Exons: 2
Coding region: 1-489 (162 amino acids)
Source: RefSeq, a predicted model, not a curated record